AUAAUAUAACAUUAUCUUUUCCCAGAGCUGUAAUUAGACUUAUUGAAAGCCAUGGAUACUGACCGUGAGAAGUUUCGUAGCUAUGUGCAAAAAAGUGGCAUCAUGUCUGCUCUGACAAACAUUCUGGUGAAACUUUAUGAACAGCCACUCAAGCCUGACGACCCUCUUGGCUUUAUUCGCAGAGAGCUGGAGAAGAACUCAGAUGAAGCUGAUAAAAUCAAAACUCUGGAGGCAAAGGUGUCAGAGCUGGAGGCCCAGAAAGCAAGCCUAGAAGAACAACUACGAGCCUACAGAGACAAGGAAGAAUCUUGCAUAGAAGACAAAUCAUGACCAGCUACUCAAUACCUUCAGUGUAUCUCAUAACAUAAUGGAUUAUUAAUGUCUAUUUCUUUCAUUUUCUCCAAUUAUACAAAUUUUUAUUCACUCAAGUGCGA
Molecule: messenger RNA, 434 nt
Organism: Hyalella azteca
Lineage: Eukaryota; Metazoa; Arthropoda; Malacostraca; Amphipoda; Hyalellidae
Product: c-Myc-binding protein
Exons: 2
Coding region: 52-330 (92 amino acids)
Biological process (GO): regulation of DNA-templated transcription
Cellular component (GO): nucleus
Molecular function (GO): transcription coactivator activity
Source: RefSeq, a predicted model, not a curated record